AUGAGCCUCCGCCUGCCUCUCUGGGGAGGCAAAUUCGCCACCAUCAUCAGCGCCUACGCUCCGAUGAUGACCAACCCCGACGCAGCAAGAGACAAAUUCUACGAGGACCUGCACGCCCUCUUGGCGACUGUGUCGAAGGCGGACAAGUUGAUUGUCCUUGGUGACUUCAUCGCCCGCGUUGGCACAGACCAUACUGCCUGGAGAGGAGUGCUGGGUCCCCACGGUCUCCGCGGCUCAAACGACAAUGGUCUGCUGCUUCUCCGCACCUGCGCAGAACACCGCCUCAUCCUGACGAACACGUUCUUCUGUCUGCCGGAGCGAGAGAAGGCCACCUGGAGUCAUCCUCGGUCGCGUCAGUGGCACCUGUUGGACUAUGUCCUCGUCCGGAGUCGAGAUCAGCGGGACGUGCUGGUGACAAGGGCGAUUGCGGGUGCUGAAGGGUGGACCGACCAUCGCCUCGUCAUCUCGAAGAUGCGUAUUCGCCUACAGCCUCGCAGGAGACCACAAGGUAAGCGAUCCCCAGGUAAGCUGAAUGUUGCCUUGUUGUCUGUGCCCGCUCACCAUCUUCAUUUCAGCAAUGAGCUAGCUCAACGGCUAGACAACCUUCCUAUCGCUGCCGCCGCCGAUGCUGCCGCUGCCGAGAAGGCCUCCGUGGAGAACCGCUGGUGUCAACUGCGAGACACGGUCCAGUCGACGGCGCUCGCCGUCCUCGGUCGCGCACGCCGUCAACACCAGGACUGGUUCGACGACAACGACGCCGCCAUCAGCAAUCUGCUCGCCGAGAAGAACCGCCUACACAAAGCCUACGUAGACCACCCCACUGACGACAACAGAGUAGCCUUUUGUCGCAGUCGCCGCCACCUUCAUCAACGACUGCGCGAGAUGCAGGACGCCUGGACUGCUCGCAAAGCUGAGGAGAUCCAAGGGUACGAGGACCGCAACGAGUGGAAGAACUUCUUCUCUGCGAUCAAAGAUGUCUACGGUCCGCCGACGAAGGGCACUGCUCCUCUCCUCAGCGCCGACGGCAACACUCUCCUGACUGAGAAGACCCAAAUCCUACAGCGAUGGGCCGAGCAUUUCCGAGGCGUCCUCAACCGACCCUCCGUCAUCUCCGACGCCGCCAUCGAGCGUUUGCCACAAGUGGAGACCAACGUGGACCUCGACCUCCCGCCAUCUCUCCAGGAGACCAUCAGGGCCGUGCAGCAGCUCUCCAGCGGGGAAGCACCCGGAUCGGACGCAAGCCCUGCUGAGGUCUACAAGCAUGGAGGUCCCCAACUGAUGGAUCACCUGACUGCGCUCUUCCAAGAGAUGUGGCGUCAAGGUAAAGUCCCGCAAGAUUUCAAAGACGCAACCAUCGUGCACCUCUACAAGCGCAAAGGGAAUCGCAAAGUCUGCGACAAUCACCGCGGCAUCUUCUUGCUGAACAUCGCCGGGAAGAUCUUCACCCGCAUCCUUCUCAACCGCCUCAAUAACCACCUGGAACAGGGCCUUCUGCCGGAAAGCCAAUGCGGCUUCCGUCGUCAUCGUGGGACCACGGACACGAUCUUUGCCGCUCGUCAAUUUCAGGAGAAGUGCCAGGAGAUGCGACCCACCUGUACUCUACCUUCGUGGACCUAA
This is a messenger RNA of Spirometra erinaceieuropaei, 1617 nucleotides long. The record is from the annotation of a GenBank genome assembly. Lineage: Eukaryota; Metazoa; Platyhelminthes; Cestoda; Diphyllobothriidea; Diphyllobothriidae.